Symbiodinium necroappetens is the source of this 996-nucleotide messenger RNA. Lineage: Eukaryota; Dinophyceae; Suessiales; Symbiodiniaceae. The record is from the annotation of a GenBank genome assembly.
AUGCUCUCACAACCCAUGUGUCGGAGUUUGCGUGGCCAUUCGGCUUCGAACGAGCCUCCUGCUGCAAGAUUGUUUCACUCCCUACAAAUGGCUUCCGGGGAUAUUGAUAAUGCUGCUAAUGAUCGUGUUUUGCAAAAGCUGGAGGAAGUGCUCAAUCGAAUGACCCGACUGGAGACCAAAGUCGACGGACUGCAGACCAAAGUCGACGGACUGGAGACCAAAGUCGACGGACUGGAGGAAGCCAUGGGGACUUUUAGGCGGGCCCUUGAAGAUCAGUACAGAAUAUUGCCAGUAGCAGAAGAUGACGCUUCUUCCACUCAUGCCAGUAACGCAUGGCACCAACAAGUCAAAGAUUACUAUCCGCAAUUCGUUGUGAAUGAUACGUUGGUCUGCUGUGUGCUUUCGUCUUUGUUCGCCAAAAUGGACCAUGGAGGGCUUGGAACAGUGUCUUUUGAACGCUGGUGCUUUGCUGUAUGUGAACACAUCAUCCCCCGAAAAGAUGCAGAUGUUGCUCGAAAACUCGGAUUUGGCAAGGACGACCCACAGAACGGAUUGCCUUUGUUUGGACACCUCGAGAAAACAUACCAGGCAAGACGCUGGUCACUAAUGCGUGCCAACCAGAGUGAUUUUGGCGUGGAGUUCACCAUAUAUGUGAGCGAUGAGUUGCGACAUGAGACCAUCAAGUACAGGGAUGGGACGGUCGUGGUAGCCUGUCCCAUGCAUCGCUACUACAGUUACUACAGCAGGAGCAAUGAGGAGCUCACCUUUGGACACCUACAUGGCAAGACGAUCCGGAUGCAGAAGCACCCUUACGCGAGAAGCUUGUUUGUCAAGGCAAAAAUGGCGCACAGCAGACACCAGGAGCUACCCAACCCUGAUGACCAUGGUUCUAAGUUCCGGCUGGUGCGUGCCAGGAUGAACCCCUUGCUGCUUCGCGAGGACUGGCGCCACCAGACAGAUGAGGCAGACGAAGUCACCUUUAUCUCUUCAAGAUGA